GAUAACGGGUCCGGCCAGCUUGCGAGCGAAACAUCACCGUUCACGCCACUGGAUUGUUUUAUCUGUGUCCCGUUGAACGCUCGUCGUCGCGACGCCUUCGUCUGAAUUGGGGCUUCUCUUGCGCACGGAAGACGGGAUCUCGACCGGAGUCUCAAGCCGGCGACUAUCACGGUGAUGAUGCGCCGGUGAAAUGAUCACCCCGGCGUCUGACUGCGAUGGAGCCGACCGCGCUCAAGUGGAGCUUCUCGCCCGCUCGCUGGCUAGCUAGUGAGCUAGCUAGCUAACGGUGCCCGCCGGGAUUCGGUCGACCCCCUUGAGCGAGCAGCCCUGGAUAACGUCGCCCGCCUCGAUGGGUGUGAUUGCUGUUUUCGGACACCGGGAGUGCAGCGACGACACAAGACCAACUGAGAGAUGUCCCUAGUUUUGACCAGAUCUGCGCGAAAAUGUGCUAACCUAUUGGUUUAGGUUUCCCCCCCACCCGCGCAUGACUGCGUUUGCCUGGCUUCGACUCGUUCGCUUUUUGCUCCAUCUUUAAUGCUCUUUGGAUGCUUCCGUGACAUUAAUUCGACGCUGUGGAUCACGAUGGCCCAGCUGUUGGACGGGGCCGGCAAACUGGGCUGGACUCUGCUCAAGGCUGCGCUCCGUUUCGUAUUUAUGUUCAUUAACAACUGUGUAGCCAUCCCGUCCUACUGCCUGUACCUACUCGUGCUGCAGCCCCUGAGAAUAUGGCACAGCUCCACGUUCUGGCACGUUGAGGGAGUCAUGUUUAAAUGGCUGCUGGCCAUGGUGUCGUCGUGGGGCUGGAUCGCCGGUUACACGGUAACUGAGUGGGGUGAUGAUGUGCGGCCCAUCUCCGAAGAUGAAGCCAUGGUCAUUGUAAACCAUCAAUCUACAGGAGACGUGUGCACCCUCAUGAUGUGCCUGCAAGACAAGGGCAUGGUGGUACGAAAAAUGAUGUGGUUAAUGGACCAUGUGUUCAAAUACACAAACUUUGGCCUAGUGUCCCUCAUACAUGGUGACUUCUUCAUCAGACAGGGUAAAGCCCACCGAGACAAGCAGCUGGUCUAUUUGAAGGAACACCUAGACAAGUAUUACCACAGUCGUGACAGGAAGUGGAUAGUGCUGUUUCCCGAGGGUGGCUUCCUGCGCAAGCGGAGGGAAACCAGCCAGAUGUUUGCCAAAAAGCAUUCUCUACCCCACCUGACCCACGUUACGCUGCCUCGCCUUGGUGCCACCCACGUCAUACUGAAAACUCUAUCAGCCCAACAUGAAAAUGGCAGCGUGGGCAAUGAGAGCGGGACAACCAACCAGACAGGCAAAAAGCGCAAAGGCCUGCAGUGGGUGAUAGACGUGACCAUAGCUUAUCCCAAAGCACGGCCCAUGGACAUCCAGACGUGGAUUUUUGGAUACAGGUCUGCUACAGUCACACAUGUCCACUACAGGAUGUACCCCAUUAAGGAGGUUCCUAUAGAGGAGCAAGCACUGACCGACUGGCUGUAUCAGAGGUUUGUGGAGAAGGAGGACUUGCUGUCCCACUUCUAUGACACAGGAGCGUUCCCGCCUCCCGACGGCCAGAAGGAAGCGGUCUCCCGGCAAAUGACCCUGGACCCUGUGUGGCUGUGCGUCAUCCAGUCGUUCGCGUUCGUCUCCGGCUACAUGUGGUACAGCCUCUUGCGGCACCUCUACCGCGGUAUGUUUUGAGCACGCCGACGAGGGCGAGCGGGGAGAAAAAAAACGCCUCUCCGAGUCCACUGGCGUCAUGCAACGGAUGAAUGUACAUUUACAAUUUGCGUGGCGAGACUAAAGACGGAGGGGCAAAAAAAAAAAAAAAACAAUUAUGUAUACGACGUGUAGACAAACAGAAUUCCAGCCCUGAUGCUACACAUGAUCUCACACAUCACAGCUCUCAUGUUGAUGUUUACACAUAGCCCCCCCCCCCCCCCCCCCCCCCCCACGCCGUCAUACAUUCAAAGAGGCUCAGGACCAAGGACCACUGUAGUUUCAUGGAGUGCGUAUGGACGUGUGUGUCUGUGAAUACUGUGAGAGUAGAAGCAUCGAGUCCGCCCUUUAGCCUGCCCUCUUUCUGACGCCCAGCGGACAUUUCGAAGCAGCUGUGUGGACCCGCUCCCCCCCGCCCCCCUUCCCUUUUUCCCUUAGCCCACAUUGCACUAAAGAUCCAAACUGCUCCCUGUCCCAGGAUAAAUUCCUGAAUGGUAGCUGCCCAUAUGUGUUUUUUUUUCGUGUAUGUUUUUAUUUUUAUUUUAAUUUUUCGCCCGCGCAUCUCAACAACGACAGCCAGCACAUUUAUCUUUUCGUUGUCGCCUGGACUGUUUACACCGGCGACGGCGCCUCAAGGUAAACGGCGUCAAACUUGAUCACUUGAAAAGCAACUUGUGUGGACUCCUGUUUGCUCAUAUACACGCGCGCGCACACAUCCUCAUUUCAACAAGAUGGACCCUCCCACCCACCACAAAAACAAAACAAAAAAGAGACAGCAUAGUUUUACAAUUAUUUAAGCCAUACGCUCAUUGUUGUCCACAACACACAAGGGAACAUAAUUGUUUGUGUUGAGUGCUUUCCGUGGCAUUCAAAAAAAAAAAAACAAGACUGUUCACUUUGGCUUUAAGAAGUGUAAGCAUUGAUACAAUAAAAUGAAGCGAUGAAGUAUGGGUGCCCCAUUUUUUUGUUUUUAAUCCCCUCUCGUGUCAUUAUGUAUUGUUACCAUGUGACGUUGGAAAAUGAAGAUUAUUCUUUUUAAAUGUUUUUUUUUUUUUUAAUGACAAAAUCCUCUGUACAUAACAAACCUCAAAGUAAUGUCCUUGACCUGUCUGCGAUUGUUCUUUUUUUUUUUUUUUAAGAAGAAAAAUUACCAUAAUUUUAUGUUUUCUUCUCAUUUGUGUACUGUCGUUUUGUUGUUAUUAUUUCUGGGUAAUGCUACCCAAGCCCGAUGUCAUCCCAGAACAUAUUCGGUCAUAAAGAGCCGCCGGUGUGAAUCCUGUUUGUUUUAAACUUUUGCAUCGAGCCGAAAAUUUUGUUUCUUGGGCACGAAAGUGGGCUAAAAAAUUUAAUUUACAAUAUUCAUCAUGCCAACAGUAAAGAUCCCUACGUACAAAAAUAUACUACAGCAAUCACUCAUUGCCAGGAAGUGUUCAUAUUGAAUGUUUUUUUUUUUUUUUUUUUUUUUGUAACAUUUUACUUUGACAAUUGGCAACCUAAAUAGAACUGAACAGAACACUAUUUUUGGGAAACCCGGAAGAAGAACACCACAUUCCCCAGUGAUGGUGUUUUCCUAAGGAUAAACAUGAUGUGUUCACGGAAAUAGUUUUGGAGGGGUUGAUCUAAAAUUUGGCCUGCGGGGAACCCUAUGGCAAAAAAAAUGUUCUUUUGAUUCCGAGUGCCCUUUUCUUAAAUUUCCUUUUAUCUAGAUAAUUCCUAGGCUUGCACCAUCUAAGAAAACGUUUUAAAAAAUGCAUUUUAGGGGUUGCCAACACCAGUUCUUUCUCACUGUUGGUAGAAACUGUGUACGAUGCAAAAAAAGAAAAAAAAAGUGCUACCAAACAAUAGCUAGUCAAACAUUUUGAAUGUGUCAUUCAGUGGCCCGGUUCAGAUUUUUAUUUUUUAUUUUUCCCCAACUAUGUUUCCAAAGAAAGGAGGGGAUGUGAUGUUUUAGGAAAUGAACACAAUAGGGGUGGAAGCAAAUGAUACUAGAAUUUCCUGUAAUUUCCCCAUUUUGUACUUCUUUAAAUUCCUAGUUAACACAGCCAUUUUACAACACGAUAACAUGUGCUGGAAUAAAACUUCAAAGACCCAAAA
Messenger RNA from Syngnathoides biaculeatus (alligator pipefish), 3813 nucleotides. It is a transcript of the gene lpgat1, whose product is annotated as lysophosphatidylglycerol acyltransferase 1. Gene Ontology annotation, cellular component: endomembrane system. The record is from RefSeq and is a predicted model, not a curated record. Gene Ontology annotation, molecular function: acyltransferase activity. The transcript is spliced from 8 exons. Bases 535 to 1701 code for a protein of 388 amino acids. NCBI's taxonomy places the organism in Eukaryota, Metazoa, Chordata, Actinopteri, Syngnathiformes, Syngnathidae.